Messenger RNA from Auxenochlorella protothecoides, 267 nucleotides. RefSeq lists its product as hypothetical. The transcript has a single exon. Lineage: Eukaryota; Viridiplantae; Chlorophyta; Trebouxiophyceae; Chlorellales; Chlorellaceae. Bases 1 to 267 code for a protein of 88 amino acids. The record is from RefSeq and is a predicted model, not a curated record.
AUGGGAAACAUGCGGGGGAUGUGCACGAUACACUCAUGGUCUGCCCCGAGUGGUGGGCCAGGCCGGGGGCGAGGGGCCCUGGCGUCCCCUCGCAGGCACCGCAGCAAAAUUGCACGACUGGGGGGGCAUGCAUGCCGGCAAAAAGUGAAAAGGGGGAACGCAGGAUGGUGGCAUCCCCACGAGGGUCGAGGGCCAUUCAUGACAGCGAGUGUUUCUUCCUUGGGUUUGAGGUGGUGGAGCAUGCGGCAGAACACAGGGGGGGGGUGA